Camelina sativa (false flax) is the source of this 552-nucleotide messenger RNA. The record is from RefSeq and is a predicted model, not a curated record. NCBI's taxonomy places the organism in Eukaryota, Viridiplantae, Streptophyta, Magnoliopsida, Brassicales, Brassicaceae.
AUGGCAGAUGAUGGAAGCUCUUAUGGUGGUAGCGGUAGUAAGAAAUCAAAAAAGAAAUUGGCAAAACCCGCACAAGACGUCAGGGAUCUCCCGGCUGGAACCAAGAACAUCAAUUUUGACUGGGAUGACGUGUUGGGCGUUAUAAGAGAGCAUGUAAGCAUGUUUAAGGUAGAAGAUUUGAUCAUUCAAGAGAAAGUAAACGAACGUGAACUUAUAUGUUUGGUGAACAAGGGUCCUGUGGCUGUGAGUAUAGAUGUGCAUUCCGAAUUUACAAACUUUCAAGGGGAUGGAAUCUAUCCGGGACCCAAGAAAAAAAGGGCCAAGAUUGACAAACAUUUGCUUUUAGUAAGGGGCUAUGGUACAAAAAUGCCUGAAGGCAUUCAUUAUUGGAAAGUCCAAAAUUCAGCAGGACAUAAAUGGGGAGACAAGGGACUUGGAAAAAUUGUUCGACAAAUCAGUCGUGGUAAAAAUGAACCGUCUCUCUUCACCUGCAUUGUUUAUCCUACGCUUCUGGAUCACUAUGAAGGUGAGAGGAUAAGGCAACACGCAUGA